AUGACGUCCCCUUCCUCCUCCUCGUCCUCCUCAAAUUCUUCCCCCUCGAGACCAAACCUCUACCUUGAGAACGACCCCGCCCGCACAGGUUUCGACCCCUCUACCAGCUGGUGGCUCAACUACUUCCACAUCCUCACCGGCCGCGUCACCCCCGAGGGCAUUUUCCACUACCGCGAGAGCCGCAGCCGCGUCCACGAGGCCCGCGACGUCGAGCGCUGCGAGCAGUUCCGCGACUGGCUGCUCCGCUACAGCCCGACCGUCACCUUCCUCAACGACCGCAUCGCCGAGCUCAACCACGGGCGCAAGAUGGACGCCGCCAAUAUCCUGUGCCGCCGGUGUCCGGCCCGGCUGACGGCAGACGGCCACGUCGAGAGGCAAGGAGGUGGUUUCGAGCCCACACAUGGCAUCUUGGUCUGCGCGAACGAGAUCCGCAACAGAGGUCACCUGGAGGACAUUCUGUCACACGAGAUGGUGCAUGCCUAUGAUGAGCUGCGGUUCGAGGUCGACUUUAGAGGGCAGAGAGACUUGAAGCAGGCUGCCUGCACUGAGAUACGAGCGUCGAUGCUCAGCGGCGAGUGCAGGUUUACGAGGGAGUUUUGGACAAGGAACAACUGGAGGCUGACGGAGCAGUUCCAAGACUGCGUCAGGCGGCGUGCGGUGCAGUCUAUGAUGGCGCGGCCAUGGGUCAAGAACGACGUGCAGGCGGUCAAGGUCGUGAACGAGGUGUGGGACUCAUGCUUCUCAGAUACCAGGCCGUUCAACGAGGUAUACAGAUGA
Cryphonectria parasitica EP155 is the source of this 777-nucleotide messenger RNA. Its product is annotated as mitochondrial inner membrane protease ATP23. Bases 1 to 777 code for a protein of 258 amino acids. Lineage: Eukaryota; Fungi; Ascomycota; Sordariomycetes; Diaporthales; Cryphonectriaceae. Gene Ontology annotation, biological process: mitochondrial protein processing; mitochondrial proton-transporting ATP synthase complex assembly. The record is from RefSeq and is a predicted model, not a curated record. The transcript has 2 exons. Gene Ontology annotation, molecular function: metalloendopeptidase activity. Gene Ontology annotation, cellular component: extrinsic component of mitochondrial inner membrane.